AUGAAAGACUUUCUCGAGCCACAGACGAGAAAUUGGUAUUCUCAGCGCCGUCUUCCCUAUCGACGUGGAUAUCUCUUGCACGGACCACCUGGAACAGGGAAAUCUAGCUUUAGUCUCUCAAUUGCCGGCGAGCUGGGCAUGGACAUAUAUGCCGUUAGCAUCCCCAGUGUAGACGAUCAAUCGCUUAAGACCCUGUUUGAACAGCUCCCAGACAAUUGUGUGGUUUUACUAGAAGACAUCGAUGCUGUUUGUUCGGUUUAUUCUCGGGAGCUUGGAGCAGAUGGCCCCAACAGUGAUUCCAAAUCGCAUGCAGAAAAGAAUGGAGUAACUCUUUCCGGGCUUUUGAACGUACUAGACGGCGUUGCCGCACAGGAAGAGAGAGUUGUCAUCAUGACCACGAAUCAUAUCAAGAAGCUAGACCCAGCGCUUAUCCGACCUGGCCGGGUUGAUAAGAAGAUCGAAUUUCAGCUUGCUGACAGGGAUGUCGCGACGCAACUCCAUCGUUUUAUCUUUGAUCAGCCGAUAGCGCCGUCUUCUGAGAGCACACCUCAAGCAAAAGUCGACCCUUCAUCUGAAAGGCAGGCCAUUGAGUUCGCUCGUACAGUGCCGGAAGGGGAGUUCAGCCCUGCUCAGAUAAUGUCAUAUCUUCUGCAGCACCGACAUGCGCCAGGUGUUGCGUUAGACAAUGUUCAGAGUUGGAUAGAAGCUAUGCGUGAAGAAACCAAAAAGGCGAAAGCAAGUACAACCACAACUACGUUUUGA
This is a messenger RNA of Penicillium samsonianum, 762 nucleotides long. RefSeq lists its product as uncharacterized. NCBI's taxonomy places the organism in Eukaryota, Fungi, Ascomycota, Eurotiomycetes, Eurotiales, Aspergillaceae. The transcript has a single exon. Gene Ontology annotation, molecular function: ATP hydrolysis activity; ATP binding. Gene Ontology annotation, biological process: mitochondrial respiratory chain complex III assembly; protein insertion into mitochondrial inner membrane from matrix. Bases 1 to 762 code for a protein of 253 amino acids. The record is from RefSeq and is a predicted model, not a curated record. Gene Ontology annotation, cellular component: mitochondrial inner membrane.